Messenger RNA from Columba livia (rock pigeon), 5490 nucleotides. RefSeq names its product thiamine transporter 2. Gene Ontology annotation, biological process: transmembrane transport; vitamin transport. Gene Ontology annotation, molecular function: thiamine transmembrane transporter activity. Gene Ontology annotation, cellular component: plasma membrane. Bases 224 to 1636 code for a protein of 470 amino acids. The transcript has 7 exons. Lineage: Eukaryota; Metazoa; Chordata; Aves; Columbiformes; Columbidae. The record is from RefSeq and is a predicted model, not a curated record.
CAAGAAGUUUCCGUACCUGCAGAACAAGACCAGGUUCCAUCCAGCUCACAAAGCUGCUCCAGGUGGCACAUGAGGCCCCUCCUGCCAGGGCCAGAGCUUCUGCUCCCAGUGUCACCCCGCAGCCACCAACAAGCUUCAGGCAGGACAGAAAAAUCGCCCUAGGAGGAAACUGCACAUGAACCCACAGCAAAUGCACCACAGCCAGAAUUUUGACAGGUAGACAAUGGAUUGGUGGAAGGGAGUCAUAGGCCGCAGCUGGAUUUAUCCCACGUUGAUCAUCUGUGCAAAUGGAUUUUUCUCCACAAUGAGGCCAUCAGAACCAUUUCUCACUCCUUACCUAACUGGACCAGACAAAAACUUAACAAUUGAAGAGGUUACCAACCAGAUUUUCCCUGUUUGGACAUACUCCUACCUUGCACUCCUUGUCCCAGUCUUCCUGAUCACAGACUAUGUGCGCUACAAGCCCGUCCUCCUCCUCCAGGGCAUCAGCUUCAUCACCACGUGGCUCUUGCUCCUCUUUGCACAUGGAGUGGUGGCCAUGCAGGUGGUGGAAUUCUUCUACGGGAUGGUGACAGCCACCGAGGUCGCCUACUACGCCUACAUCUACAGCGUCGUCAGCACCGAGCACUACCAGAGAGUGACGAGCUACUGCAGAAGUAUCACUCUUGCUGCAGCCACCGUCGCUGCCGUGCUGGGACAGCUGCUGGUUUCCUUAGCAGAUGUAUCCUACUUUCACCUUAACGCCAUUACUUUGGCUUCCGUGUCCCUGGCAUUCCUGUGCUCCUUUCUGCUCCCAAUGCCUCAAAAGAGCAUGUUCUUCCACAGGAAAGGCAUCCCAGGAACACUCCCAGGCCCAGAUAAAGUUGUGGCUACAGCUGACUUGAGGUGCCAAGAGGACCAGGGCUCUGCACCUGCUGGCAGGGGACCAACACCUGAGCCACAGGCUGACCAUGCCAAGCCCCAGAACCACGUGCUCAGAGUACUGGUGCAGCUGGGCAAGGACUUGAGGGAUUGCUACAGCUCAAGGAAACUUCUGUACUGGUCCCUGUGGUGGGCUCUGGCUACAGCAGGCUUUAACCAGAUUGUGAAUUACAUCCAGGUGCUGUGGGACUUCAAAGCCCCCUCUCACAGCUCUGCCGUGUACAAUGGAGCUGUUGAAGCAAUAGCAACUUUUUUAGGUUCAGCAACAUCCAUGGCAGUUGGAUAUGUCAAAGUAAACUGGGAUCUUUCUGGAGAACUGGCUUUGGGAAUUUUCUCCGCAAUGGAUGCUGGCGCUCUCUUUCUCAUGCACUUUACUGACAACAUCUGGGCAUGUUAUGCUGGUUACCUUGCAUUUAAAGCAUGCUAUAUGCUCCUCAUAACAAUAGCAACGUUUCAGAUUGCUGUCAAUCUAAGCAUGGAGCGUUACGCACUGAUGUUCGGCUUCAACAACUUUGCUGCACUGGUGAUUCAGACAAUUAUAACUGUUGUUGUAGUAGAUUCGAGAGGUCUGGGUCUGGAUAUCAGCACCCAGUUUCUCAUUUAUGGCAGCUACUUCGCAUUCAUAGCUGGCAUUUUCCUGAUCAGAAGCAUGUACACCAUUAUCUCCACCAAAUGCAGACAUACCAGUGAGGCUGGUGAAAGUACUGAUCUUUAACCACAGAGACAAAAAGAAAGGUUGCAAGCAAUAGCACAGAAGGCUGCAGCAUCGGCACACCAAAUUAGGAGAAUCAUGCUCAAUCAAGCAAGACUGGUCAAUGGUGAAAGAGGCUGUUUGUGAGCCUACAGUAGAAAGAGCUGUGUUGACACAACAAUGCAUUUUGCCCAUUUUCUUCACCAACCCUCCAACAAUCGUCUAUUUCAACUCCAAUAUAAUCAUCUAACACCAAAACUCCUAUUAAUGUUCAAUAAGCGUAACAAGAAGUACAUACAAAUGCCUGACCACCACACAGAACUCCUAGAACGCAACCUUUGAACUCUCACUUUUGAGUUCUUCAAUUAAAGGCAUUUUAGUAGUAGCCAUAAGACCUUCAAAAAUUCUUACAGAAUGUGAAGAAGCAGUUGUCCCACAGCAGCAAGAUGAUCUGUUGGGAAGCUGGCCACAGAAGCCUCUUGACUAUUUAAGACUUUUUCAACUGGAAGCUGCAAUAUGCAUUCUUAAAGCCAGUUAAAUACCAAUAAACCUAUUUUUUCCAAAAGAUGCUACUUCUGUAUGUUCAAAGGUGGAUUAGUACAAUGCUACAUAGCAUAACAAUACUGCCACUUCAGUUUACUAAAGGCCAAAUGCAGCCAUUUCGGAUUCUAGACAGACACCACACUCCUCGGGAAUCUGAAGUUACAGGACAUGUCUUAUCUGCAGAUAAUCUGCUACCGGUACAGUGACAGUUUUACUGUGAGUUUGUUGAAGAUGUAUGAAUACAACACAAACUUCCCUUCGAGUGCCUGUCAGCUGCCAGGACCCACACACUUAUCUUUGGAAUCAAAAAAACUCCUAAACUCACUUUAUUUUUAAGCCAUGAUGACACACUUCAAAAAAGCAAAAUACUUGGAUCAUAUUUAUAGUCCUCUUUCAGGAAUUCCAACCCAAUUUGGUCCUUUUCAAAUGUAUUUUUUGCCUCAUAUUUGUUUCACCAGUGCUUGGUAAUUUGCAGCCAUUAAAUAACUUUGAACUGCAGUACCCGGACAUCACAUCUGCCUUGUAGAACUCAGGAUGUACCUCUUACAGCAUCAUCUUAUGCAUGUUAGAGCUGACAUGUUAGGAUUAAAAGUAUUAAUCUAGAAGGUCUCAAAAUGAAUUUCUGUAUCAAAUGAAGUGCUUUGAUGCUAAAGCAGAAGAAGAUACUGAAAAGCUAGUGGAAGUAUAAUUUUUUGUGCAGCUAUGCUACUUGCAUGAACAACUGCAGAGAUUUGGGAGAUAAAACCAUUUAUAGUAAUGGGUGAAGAACUCAUUUUGUAAAUACGGCUAUUUAAAAAAAAAAAAAUCCAAUCAACAAAACAGCUACAGUGUCAGUUCCUGUUCAAUAUAAAGGAGACUCAGAACAAUACAUCUUCAACCACUUGUCUGGAAUUUGACAAGCUUAAAAUUAGUGAACAUAAAGGUUUGGCAACCUCAACCAGUAUCUGCUUUCAAGCUAGUUAUGAAAAAUAAGGUAUUCCACUAUUUCUGCAGCAUCAUCUAAAGCUACAUGCUUUGCAUAUAUAAAUGAAUCUCAGCAUCUCUUAGCAGUAAUCAGCUUCAUUUGGAUCAGAACAACUUCAAUAGAUGCUGAUCUCAUUAGCCAUUGCCCAAACCUUAAUUUACAUCGAUUUAGGUGAAGAGAACACAGAACUGUUCCCCUUCUACAAGGCUGUUCAUUUUGUUGAUUUGAUCCAGUUCCCUGCAAUAAGCAUAUUUAAGUGGUCCUUAAGUCCUCUGAAGCCUUGCAGUUCUCUGCUCUCUACUGCAUUCACGUUGCAAUCCUAAAACAGGUAAGAUUAACAGCACGGAAGAACUACAGCUAUCAUACUGUGGUGAGAGCAAGGGCAUUGCCAACAUCCUGGCAACCCUCUAUUGCUGGGGAUUUGUUUAGUGAAUUUUCCAGAGAAUCUUGGGAAUUAAACUAUACACCAUACUCUAUCCAGCAGUCCUCAUCAGAAGGAAAAGACAGACUUCAGGUCUGUUUUAAGUAUGCCAACAGGACAAAACCAGACAUUUAAGUGAGGAGUGCUACUAUAAGUAACUUGUUGUAUAAGCUGCCUGUGCCCAGGCAGCUUUUCUUUGGGAAAAAAAGAUACAGAAGUUACAACCCCCUUGUAGGCAGGUAACAGAAGUCAAAAAUCACUGGUCUAAGUGUUUUACAAACAGCAGUCAAGCAUUUCAGCUUCCCUAGACACAGGCAGAUCUAACAUUCAGGCUACACAUUUCAGGUUACACAUAAAAUGUCUUACUUACCUUCAUGAAUUUUCAUGUUUCUCUCAAAUGGUCUCACACAUCCUUUUCUCAAAAAUCAAUCUGAUCUUAUUUAUUCCUGUUAUCUUGAAAGGUGUUAGAAUUUUUCUCUCCAUCUGGUCAGAAACUUGUUUUCAAUCUUGCAGUUUAUGUAUUCAUGAUACAUUGACAUUAUUUGCUUAGUUCCAGUAUUAUGUUGAACUUAAGCCACGUUAUCUUUGUUUAAAACACCAUCACCAACUACUUUAACGCAGAGUUAUAUUUUUCUGAAACCUCCUUACUAACUACAGACUAGACAAGUCAGAUAUUUUUUCCCCUCUACAAAUUCUAUUUUAGUUUGGCAGGAAACAUUCCAGUAAAUAAAAGAGUAAUUGAUGAAUUUAAUAUUCCACAAGAAGGCUUAUAACAUAUAUCAAUUUUUAAUAAAGAGAUUGCUAUUAUAUCUGUGGUACCUUGUUCUGCUAUUAUACAUACCGCCCUGAUCACAACUAAGUCUUGUUCCCAGACUCUCAUUAGCUACCCAUAAUGAUGUCUUUUGCAGUUGUCUCAAGUAACUACACUCCUCAGUGCUUCCAGUGUACUUCCCCACACAGCUAUUCUGUCAAACUAAUCCAAGUUCACUUCACAUUUUCCUGUUCGCUAUGUCACUGUGCUUGUGCCAGAAAGCAAGCUUAAUCACAGGGACACAAAGAAACAUACCCAAGUGAGGCAGACGAAAAUUAAGCUUAACUCACCUUUAAGCAUAUCACUUUUGAUAACACAUCUGUGUAUGAGACUCACCAAUUACAUACAUUUUUAACCCCAUAAAACAUUACUGCACAGAAACGAUGCUACACAAUUGCUUUUUCUAAUAUUUAUUUUUUUUCACCUGCAAACUGUAGCAAAACAUGAUCAGCUUUAUUAUGCAGACAGGUAUCCCUCUAACAUUAGAGAUUUAGGCAUGUAUAAAUAGAAGAGCUCUUAGGAAAGAAAAACGUUUUGAGAAAUGAACGAACCUUCAAUUUAACUUCAUGACCUCCAAUACCAAUGGUUAAAAUGAUGUAGAUCAUUCAUUCCAAGAGAUACAACAGCACCUUAGGGUGGCUGAUCUAUUUCCCAGUAACAUUUUUCACAUAACAAUGUGUUAAAGUUACAAAUACUGAUAUGCACAAAUAGCUAUUUUCUAAGAAAAAUAUGUACAGUACUGCAGCAUAAUGAAUGUGGUAUCUGCAAUAACUUAUUAGCCAAUUUUAAUAUACAUGAUACCGCUACUUUUUACCUGCCAGUUCAUAGGUUCAAGGAUGUUACCACAGCCCUCUGUUUUGCACAUUAUUACCUGGUGGGGGGGGUGAUUUUGUUGGGUUUUUUUGUGUAAAUUUUUUAAUUUUGUUUUUAAAGGUACACAAUGCAGGCUUUUAUUUAUACUUCUUAAAGACUUCUUUUGUGUUUAAAGCUAAUAUCAGUGAAACAAGACAACAGUGCAAGAGGCGCAGAGAUGUUAUGUGACCACAUAAGAGUUCUUUUGGGUAAAGUGUCUAUAAGGCUAUAAGAAAGGAUUGGUUGAAGAGCUUCCUGUUGGAAAUUGUCCUGUUGGUGCACCAGCC